UGCUUUCUCACUAGUGAACUUAGUUUAUCAGGCGGAUAAUUAAACAUGGAGAAGCUGCUGCUAUGAUCAUCCAUUCGUAUUUAAUUAAAUCAAUCAUCUUCUUGUAAUGGCGAAGAGUUGGCUUAUUGAUGGUACAACUAUAGCGACGAGUAUAAAAACGUGUGGUCUUCAUACAGAGCAUCAAGUCAUAGAUCACAGUAAAGUAUAUUUGGAAUGCCCACAAUGCAGUUGCAGGAUCGAUAAAUGCAAUGAAAAUGAGUGGCCUGGACUUCCGGCUGGAGUGAAGUUUGAUCCAUCUGAAGUUGAGCUGUUAGAACAUUUAGCAGCCAAAUGUGGAGCAGGGAAUGAGAAGCCACAUGAAUUUAUUGAUUUGUUCAUCCCAACUUUGGAUGAAAAAGAAGGAAUUUGCUACAUACAUCCUGAAAAUCUUCCUGGUGCAAGAAAAGAUGGAACAGGUUUUCAUUUCUUCUAUCGAACCACCAAUGCAUACACUAAAGGUCAACGAAAGCGUCGGAGGAUCUGCGAUACAUCUGGUUUGACGACAGAUGUUCGUUGGCACAAAACUGGAAAUACAAAGGCAAUCUUUAAAAAUGGACAACACCUAGGAUUUAAAAAAAUAUUGGUUCUUUACAAGGACGCUGACGGAGAUCCCAAAUCUUGUCAUUGGGUUAUGCAUCAGUACCAUCUAGGAACCAAUAAAGAUGAGAAGGAUGGAGACUAUGUGGUUUCUAAGAUAAUUUUUCAAGCAAAAAAGCAGACGGAGAAUGUUGUAUCUACUGUAGUUGAAAAAUCAGAUGCAAUGAUGAGUCUAACCACUCCUACAACUCCAAUUGCCAAUGCUCCUGAUCCACCACGGCCGGGAAAGACUCCCUUAUAUGAAGAUGUCAGUGGUGAUUAUGUUAUCCAGUCACCGAACCAGGAUGCAGAGUACUUUGAGCAGAAGUACCUUCCAUCCUUUUCUAAUCCUGAGAAUGAUUCACAAGCCAUCGACUGCACUGCAGGAGCCGCUGUAAACAUAGGUCCUGGAACCACAUGCUUUGAGAAUCUGGACAUGGAUAGUCCGCCUGAUUUUUGCAUUGCAGAUUUGUAUUUUCCACCUGAAGAUAGUUAUUGUGGGUCUUUGGAUUGGUUAUAGAGGAAUAGAGGAGGAAGCUUUAGCCACCAAUUUUUGUCCGAAUUCUGAUAUCUCCCACAGAGACAAGUGAGAGAGCAUUCCAUAUUGCCUGUUGUGGUUUGUGGUCAUGCUACUACAUGUACAUAGCAAGUUCCAUAAGAUUGGUUUAUGAUGCAGAGUCAUAUAUUAACCUAUCUUGUGGUUACUGACUUGAGACUGUUUUUGUUAGUAUGUAAUAUUAUCAUGUAAUAUGUAUGUAGUGACCAAGUGACUAUGACUAAUUUUAAUUUCCUAGUUCUAAU
This is a messenger RNA of Erigeron canadensis, 1416 nucleotides long. Its product is annotated as SUPPRESSOR OF GAMMA RESPONSE 1-like. Bases 107 to 1135 code for a protein of 342 amino acids. The record is from RefSeq and is a predicted model, not a curated record. Lineage: Eukaryota; Viridiplantae; Streptophyta; Magnoliopsida; Asterales; Asteraceae. The transcript has 6 exons. Gene Ontology annotation, biological process: regulation of DNA-templated transcription. Gene Ontology annotation, cellular component: nucleus. Gene Ontology annotation, molecular function: DNA-binding transcription factor activity; transcription cis-regulatory region binding.